AUGCCCGCCGAGCAACUCAACAACGCCGCCGCCGCUCCUGCCGUCGUCGCCGAGCCCACGGCCAAGCCCGCCAUGAACCCGCGCGCCGCGCCGCCAGAUUCCGAGCAGGCGACCGACGUGCUCCGCCUGCGCGGCGGCUUCUGGUGCAACACGAACAACUGCUUCAGGUGCACCUGCUGCGGCAUCAGCUGUGGCAUCUAG
Molecule: messenger RNA, 201 nt
Organism: Vanrija pseudolonga
Lineage: Eukaryota; Fungi; Basidiomycota; Tremellomycetes; Trichosporonales; Trichosporonaceae
Exons: 2
Coding region: 1-201 (66 amino acids)
Source: RefSeq, a predicted model, not a curated record